Messenger RNA from Schistocerca americana (American grasshopper), 562 nucleotides. RefSeq names its product protein LTO1 homolog. The transcript has a single exon. Bases 128 to 562 code for a protein of 144 amino acids. The record is from RefSeq and is a predicted model, not a curated record. NCBI's taxonomy places the organism in Eukaryota, Metazoa, Arthropoda, Insecta, Orthoptera, Acrididae.
UCAAUGCAUGGUGCAUGUUGUAUGAUGAGAUGUGUUUGGUAAUGUAAAAGUUGUGUAAAAUGAAGUUUAAAAAGCUGCAGUUAAUAAUUUUGGUUCAAAAACGAAAGGUGAUUUGAUAACCGUUGCAAUGGAGGUUCCCAUUGUGCAUGACACUCAAGUAAAUGAAAAUGACAUAAAUGAUGUCUUCGAAUCGCUGCUGCUAAGCGAAGAAAAAUUAAGUGCAGAAGGUUUUCAGGAGGGGUUGAAGAAAGGUUCUGUAGAUGGGUUAUGCGAAGGUUUCCAUUUGGGAUAUCACAGAGGUGCAGAAAUAGGCGCAGAGAUUGGUUUCUAUAAAGGAGUUAUUCAGGCGUGGCUUAUCAUCAGCAGAACGCCAGGAAAUAAUUUCAAAGGAGAGAAGGACUUAGAAAAGUUUAUGGAGUUGUGCCGAUCUUUCCCAACUAGCAAUUCAGAAAACGAGGACAUCCUGGAUCUCUUGAGUUCCAUAAGAGCAAAGUAUAGGAAACUGUGUGCUUUGUACAAAUUUAAUACUAUUAUUACAACUUCGGCGAAACUAUCAUUCUGA